UGUGUGUGUGUUGUCAUAUAUUUUGUUCAAUUGCAUAUUUGAUUUUGAGGUUUUACGUGGCUAAUUGGUUAGGUUUUGUUUCAUUUGCAUUAGUAAAUUGGGACUUUAAUAGUAUUCUAGUUCUGAAAUUUCAGCUAGGUUUAUCGGUGCACAUUUGAUGGAUUUUUUCCUCAAAUAUUGUUGUUUUAUUUGUUGUUGAGAUUUGCAUUAUUGCUUAUUCGAUUGUUCUAGCAAUUUAGGUGUUUUUGAAUUGAUGUACCGACCUCCGGGAAGUUCUUGAUGAGUUGAUGACUAGUUCUUUUUUAAAGAAAAACAUUGAGAAAAAGAUAAUACAAGACAUAAAAAUAUCUCUUCUUGCAUAUUUUUAAUUUUUUAUUACAAUUUUGUUUGAACUUUUAAGUAAUUUAGUGUUACUUAGACUCUUAACACAAAUUCAGUAAGUUCUAAGAAUGGUAUAGAUAUACAAACUUGUUUAGAAAGAGACAAGAGAAGCAUACGGUGCAAAAUGCAAACAAAUUUUAUUUUGGUUAUAGAUUAUACACACUCUCCUAUAGGCUCCAGCUACUACCUAAAAGCCUGUACGAGAGUAGAAAUGUCAAAAAUUGUCUGUUGUUGGCCACUCAAGUAGUUACUGAGUGAUUUUAGUGUUGGUCAUAAAGGGUUUUAAAUUUGGCUGGCUAAUGCUUAAUGACUGACCUACUAUAUCAGCAAUGCUAAACCUUUGCGAUCAUCGGUAGGAUUGGAAUCUGCAAAGAUCAGAGAACCAGGUCUUUCUAGCAGUAACUACAGGUGCAGAUGUUGUAUUUUACAUGGAACCGACUGAUUUAGACACACAUGAUUUCAGUAAUUGCUACAUGAUCAUAGUUCAAGUUAGUGAAUAUGGAGAAUGGCUAUAAUUAUAGAGCUAUCAAAAGAUGGAAUUCACAAUGGAAGCUAGGUUACUGCCUAUUGGACUGUGAUAAAAUAUUUGUCCCCAUACACAAAGACAUACAUUGGUGUUUGGCAGUUAUCAAUAAGAAAGAUCAGAAGUUCCAAUAUCUUGAUUCACUAAAAGGAAGAGAUCAUAAUGUGCUGAGAGCACUGGCAAAGUACUUUGCUGAAGAAGUGAAGGACAAGAGUGGGAAGGACAUUGAUAUAAGUUCUUGGGAACAAGAAUUUAUUGACGAUCUUCCUGCACAGGAGAAUGGGUUUGAUUGUGGCAUGUUUAUGUUAAAAUAUAUCGACUUCUAUAGCAGAGGCUUAAGUAUUUGUUUUGAGCAGGAACACAUGCCCUAUUUUCGUUUAAGGACCGCCAAGGAAAUUCUAAAACUGAAAGCUGAUUGAUCGGAUGUGUAUGCCGGCUUUCUUCAACUACUUUCGAAGGCCUUACUAGGAAUUGAAAUGGUGUUCAAAGAGAUUGCUUCUUAUGAUCUGAUUUUUCGAUAUAAAUAGUGGACAAAGUAUGGAUAUUUCUUGUCAUUUGCAUUUACUGCUGUUAGUAAAAUAGGAUUCUCUUAUUAGGAUCUUAGUUUCUUCACUUGUAUUAGUCUCAACAAUGGCUUGCAUUGCAUUGGUGUUGAUUUUACCUAAAU
Gossypium raimondii (Peruvian cotton) is the source of this 1571-nucleotide messenger RNA. RefSeq names its product ubiquitin-like-specific protease 1A. Gene Ontology annotation, cellular component: nucleus. Gene Ontology annotation, biological process: protein desumoylation. NCBI's taxonomy places the organism in Eukaryota, Viridiplantae, Streptophyta, Magnoliopsida, Malvales, Malvaceae. The record is from RefSeq and is a predicted model, not a curated record. Bases 880 to 1323 code for a protein of 147 amino acids. The transcript has 7 exons. Gene Ontology annotation, molecular function: deSUMOylase activity.